Carassius carassius (crucian carp) is the source of this 2178-nucleotide messenger RNA. RefSeq names its product thyroid transcription factor 1-like. Bases 359 to 1399 code for a protein of 346 amino acids. Gene Ontology annotation, molecular function: RNA polymerase II cis-regulatory region sequence-specific DNA binding; DNA-binding transcription factor activity, RNA polymerase II-specific. Lineage: Eukaryota; Metazoa; Chordata; Actinopteri; Cypriniformes; Cyprinidae. The record is from RefSeq and is a predicted model, not a curated record. Gene Ontology annotation, biological process: regulation of transcription by RNA polymerase II; cell differentiation. Gene Ontology annotation, cellular component: nucleus. The transcript is spliced from 2 exons.
ACGCAAAUGUGUUGUUAAAUGCUUAAAUAUUGUCGGGGUUGGGGGAAGGCAUGGGUAGUUGAAGACCGCGCAAAAGAAAUUGUGCGUGGGUGCACAGAUGAUAGCGCUGCUUUGUAUUGUUGCCCUGGCUGCUGAUGCCCCGCCUCUGAUGGAAGCCUUAAACCUGGCACCAAGCUAAAACAAACGAAAGUCAGCUUCGAGCUCCCACUCAAACCAAUUAAGGCGGACUCCAGUGCACACUCAUACAUUUCCAUCCUGAUGCAGCGACGGUGAAACAACAGAAACAGAGGAGCUGGCCAAAAAAAAAGAAGGAGAGAUUGCCUUGCCUUCUUAAUUUCUCCCUUUCCAACACAGAACAAUGUCGAUGAGCCCUAAGCAUACGACUCCUUUUUCUGUAUCCGAUAUCUUAAGUCCUCUUGAAGAGAGCUACAAAAAAGUGAGUAUGGAGGGGAACAACUUGGGGGCUCCUCUUGCCUCGUACAGACAACCUCAAGUCACGCAAGCGGCGAUGCAGCAGCACCACAUGGGCCACAAUGGAACAGUACCCGCUGCCUACCACAUGACUGCAGCUGGAGUUUCCCAGCUGUCACAUACAGCCAUGGGGGGCUACUGUAACGGGAAUUUGGGCAACAUGAGCGACCUGCCGGCCUAUCAAGACGGCAUGAGAGGCAGCACUACGGCCACCAGCUGGUACGGAACGAAUCCGGACCCACGCUUCUCUACAAUCUCUCGUUUCAUGGGCUCCUCGUCUGGGAUGAAUAUGGGCAGCAUGAGCACGCUGAGUUCACUGGCGGAUGUUGGAAAAGGCAUGGGUCCGCUGACCAGCACGCCUCGCAGGAAGAGACGAGUACUCUUCUCCCAGGCGCAGGUGUACGAGCUUGAGCGACGCUUCAAGCAGCAGAAGUACCUCUCCGCGCCGGAAAGGGAACAUCUGGCCAGCAUGAUUCACUUGACUCCGACUCAAGUUAAAAUUUGGUUUCAAAACCACCGAUAUAAGAUGAAAAGGCAGGCCAAGGACAAAGUGUCCCAGCAGCAAAUGCAACAAGACAAUGGCUCCUGUCAGCAGCAGCAACAGUCUCCACGGCGGGUGGCCGUGCCGGUGUUGGUGAAAGACGGAAAGCCAUGUCAGGGUAGCAGCCAUACACCCAACACUGGUGUACAAAACCACCAUCACCAGGGGGGAAACGUCAUGAUUAUGUCCAAUAACAGUUCUUCAAUGGGCCAGCAUCAAAGUCAGCAGGUAGGCAGCGCCGGCCAGUCCCCAGAUCUGGGUCAACACGCUGCAAGCCCCCCAUCUCUCCAAACCCAGGUAUCCGGCCUGUCACACCUAAACUCUUCCGGUUCCGAGUAUGGAGCUGCCUUGCCCUGCUCCGCUCUGCUUUAUGGCAGGACAUGGUGACAUCGGAACAGACAAUAACAAAAUGACAGGUGGAUGCAGAUCAUCUGUAUACUCUGCUCAAACAGACCAUGAGAAAAGUGGUUGCGCUCUGAAAUAAUUGUCUCCUUUCUGGAGGGAGAAAUGACAAGGCUACGAGCAACACGAGGAUUGCCAAAUGUCAAAGGUAUCAAAUCUUUUAUUUUGAGGAUGAGCGCCAAAACACCAUUAAGAAGAUGGAAUUAUUUAUACACACUAGAUUUUAAAUGGAGACUGAUUUAAACACUUAAAUCAAAUAUUCUGUCAUCCUGUUGGAUUAAAAAAAUGUCCCGACAACGAAGACAUCUCCCCUCACAUUUAGACUGCUAAAUACCUUUCAUGAUUUCUUAUAGAUUUCACUGUAAAACUUAGCUUGUAUAUUUCUGUAAAAGGUUUGGACUGAUUACAUAGUUUUUAGCGAUAUGUAUAUUGUACAAAAUUUUUAUCGAUUUUAAGGUUCACAUGUUUUUUUCAGUUUCAUUGUUAUUUGUACGUUUAAUCUUCUUGUAACUUAUAUAGAUAUUUGACUUAAACGCAGUCAUACAAUCAUAUUAAUAAAUUAUGACAAUAAUGGCAAUAGCCUAACAAUAUGUUUGUUUUAAAUGUGGGUGUAAGAAUCAAUCAAUCGGCGGCGCUAAAAGUGGGACCUGAUCAAUUGAACGAUUUUUCUUCAAGAAAACUAGUUUAAAAGUCAUCAAGCUUCCACACAAUCGGCCAUUACAUUUGUUCAAGCUUUAUGGAGACGCAUCAGAAGGAUUUUUGCU